Ceratosolen solmsi marchali is the source of this 1267-nucleotide messenger RNA. RefSeq names its product dihydroorotate dehydrogenase 2 (gene Dhod). Gene Ontology annotation, cellular component: mitochondrial inner membrane; cytoplasm. Gene Ontology annotation, biological process: UMP biosynthetic process; 'de novo' pyrimidine nucleobase biosynthetic process. Gene Ontology annotation, molecular function: dihydroorotate dehydrogenase activity. The annotation marks the transcript as partial. The transcript has 4 exons. The record is from RefSeq and is a predicted model, not a curated record. NCBI's taxonomy places the organism in Eukaryota, Metazoa, Arthropoda, Insecta, Hymenoptera, Agaonidae.
UAUGUGAUACAAAGUAAUAUUUGGAGCAAAUUAUGGGGUCUGCAAUUUGAGAAUCCUCUUGGUAUGGCUGCUGGUUUCGAUAAACAUGGCGAGGCUAUUAAGGGUCUUCAUAAAAUGGGCUUUGGUUUUGUAGAAAUUGGUUCAGUCACACCAAAACCUCAAUCGGGCAACCCGAAACCUCGGGUCUUUCGUCUAACGGAAGAUCGAGCUAUUAUUAAUCGUUAUGGGUUCAAUAGCGAUGGUCAUGAAGUUGUUCAUUCACGGCUUCAAGACCUAAAGAGUUCUGGAUUUCAAGGUAUAAUUGGGGUGAAUUUAGGCAAGAACAAAAACAGUAACAAUCCAAAUGUAGACUUCAUAGAGGGUAUUUCAAAAUUUUCCGAUGUUGCCGACUACUUCGUCAUUAACGUAUCGAGCCCAAAUACUCCAGGUUUACGUAGUUUGCAAAAUAGACUUAAACUUGAAGAACUCUUAACUGUGGUGAACGAAAUGAGGUCAACAUUGCCGAAAAGACCGCCUCUCCUACUUAAGAUUGCACCUGACUUAUCAAAUCAGGAGCAGAAGGAUAUUGCCGAAAUUGUACAGAAGUCCGAGACAAACGUAGAUGGUAUCAUAAUUUCGAAUACGACGUUGAGACGGAUCAACUUAUCGAACAAUUUAAAGAAAGAAAGCGGUGGAUUGAGUGGAGCACCGAUAGCUGAGUUGUCGACUAUUAUGAUCGCCAAUAUGUACCAACUUACAAAUGGUAAAAUACCGAUUGUUGGCGUAGGUGGUGUUUUUAACGGUGCCGAUGCUUAUGCAAAGAUAAAAGCCGGUGCCUCCCUUGUACAGAUAUACACAUCAUUCGCUUAUCACGGGCCGCCAAUCAUCGCGAAAAUUAAGAGUGAGCUAAGCGAGCUUUUACUCAAGGAUGGUUAUCAAUCGGUCGCCGAAGCCGUUGGCACAAAUGCCAAAGAAAUUUUAUUAACAUCGACUUAAUUAUUUCACAUAUUAGUUUUAAUUUUAUAAUUUUUACUUGAUUCGUUAUUAUUCAAGUUUCGUUAUUUAAUACGAAUUUUUCAUAAAUUGAUGUUUUGUUGUGAAAACCAAAUAGUUACCUGACAUUUUACGUGACAUUAAGAUUGUAUAUUAUUCGCAUUUAAUUAAUACUUAUUAAUUAUAUUUCAUUUAAGAAUAUUGUACAUAAGAUAUACUGAGUGGCAGUAGGUAGUCAUGAAAUAUUAAUUUUCACGAAAAUUUUACAAUGGUCAAAAAGUGUAUUUAUUAUUAA